AUUAAAUAAUAUUAUGCGCUUAUGGGAUAAGCACACUUUUUUCAUUAAAAAUUUCAUUUAUUCUGAGAGGUCUGGAAUUCCAUACCUAGACUUUAGUGAGCCCUCGAAUUGCCAGGGCUACCAGGAUCCUCCUGAAACUCCUGUAUGCAAAUUCAAUAUCGUUUGAAAAUUUGAAAACGUCAUUUUUUGUCAACUAUUUCGAAUUUUAAACUGUAGAGGGCUACAAAAAUUCUUUGCAUGUCCCUGGUGCACAGCGACUGCGCUGUAUCACGGGAUGCUAAAUAAUCAAUAAUUGUCACGUCGUGGACCAAAGAACGAAAUCAAGAAACUUUUCAUCUAGCGAAGGUUUUCAUAUUAUGAAAAGCAAAACACAUAUCUGUGUGCCAGGUACUGGCGGGUCGUGGACAACGAGCUCAUAGACGUGACACUCUGCCUUGCGGGGUCGCGAUCUAUUUACUGUAACUGAAUACAAGAAUAAAAGUGCUCAAUACAACUAACGGUGUGAGUGACCAAAUACCUUCCUCGCGAGAUCUCUGGCAGCGAUCCCAAAUCGUACUCACAACGAGGGGUACAACAGUGGUGGCAGCGGUGGGAUUUGCACUGCCAAAAGGAAGAUUCAAGAGGAACCAAGCGUCACCGAGCAAUCAGCUGUACAGGCCAGGAAGCCAGCCACGCCGGAGCGUACGUAGCGCGUCAGCGAUAAGAGUAAAACUCGAGACGACGCCGAGACCUACCGCGACAAGGCUUAGCUGAUCGCCGCACAAUGCAGCUCAUCGUACUUAUGUAAGUCCGACAAACAUUAAAUUGUUACGCGAAACAAGCGUAGGACGACAUAAAAUUGUAACACGAAUAGAGCAAAAUAUCGGUUGACCCCCGGUAACUGAAAUUACCGUAAAAGAAAUAGCUAGGAUAGCUGCUGUAAUUCAAAGGCAUACGAAUGCAAACGCACUAGCGCAACGCGACAUACGCGAUAUUACAAAAUAAGCCGUAACACAAACUCAGCACGCACGCUUAUAACCAAACGUAAAUGUCCACCGAGCAAAACAUUGACAAUAUGAACACACGUUCACCAACGGGGACAGACGUAGCGGAACGGUCGACACGCUCUUCGCCACAUGCGUCACCCCGCGUAAUCCGGGAAGAACCCGAAGAAGAAGCACAAGAGCUUCAAGACUCACACGAGCAAAGUGGAAAUACACCGGCAACGCCACAAAUAAAUAGGCGACCGAUAUACCUCAUGGAGAACAUGCUCCAUGAACUAUUAAUUGAAAUUUGCGAACUUCGUUCUCAACUGGGAAAUCGAAACGAAGUCCACUCUCCGCCGAAGGAAAUGGCCAGGAAUACGCGACGCCUUACUAACCACGCGCUAGAUCCUUCACAUGGUCGAUCGCUCAGAGAUUUACGGCACCAGCACGGAUCUCACAUCCAAUAUUCAAGCUUAAAAGAAGCACGAAAUAUAAUCCCCGAGAUUAAUAAGACUUCGAGGGAUUGGACAACUCAACAUUAUGAAACAAUCGCAAAAGCGAACGCAGAAGGAAAGGUCAAGAGACCUAAUCCACGAACCAAUGGACACAAGAAAGAGGUCCAAACUGAAUCUCAGCAGAAUAAUCAUAAACCGACUCCCCAAUGCGAAAAAUGCGGGAAAACUGGCCACAAUGAAGGAGAAUGUCGAAACACUCGACAUGCCAAACAGUUUAAAUUACCGAGACCGAAAGGACGCUCUUACGUAAAUACAUUAAACGCAUACUGCGAAUACUGCAAAAAAUCCGGACACGCCCGGAACAAAUGCUGGAAAUUACACGGGCACCCUAAAAAAGGAGGUGACCCUUGGUCCAAAGAAAGAGCCAAAGACAAUAAAAAGGCUGAAGCUAAAAAUAGCAAAAAUAAGAAUAAAGAAAUUAAAAAGUCAAAAUGCUCGAAAUCAGCAAGUAGCAACAGCGAUGAGAGCUUGAGCGACUUGAGUUCGACGCACACAGCCGCAGCGUAUCAUGUUACGCAUGUAAAGUGAGACGCACACAAAGACAGCGGACUUGACUUAGUCACGCUUCCAAUACGAGAGACCAAAUCAGGAAAAAUCAACGUGUUAUUCGAUUCCGGAGCCACACUCUCGUUGAUAAAAGUAAAAAA
Monomorium pharaonis (pharaoh ant) is the source of this 2127-nucleotide messenger RNA. RefSeq lists its product as uncharacterized. Gene Ontology annotation, molecular function: zinc ion binding; nucleic acid binding. The record is from RefSeq and is a predicted model, not a curated record. The coding region runs from base 1028 to 2008 and encodes 326 amino acids. Lineage: Eukaryota; Metazoa; Arthropoda; Insecta; Hymenoptera; Formicidae. The transcript is spliced from 2 exons.